AUGGCGGCGUCCGCUAAUAACAAGAUCUGGGAGAAAGCUCUCUUGGAGUACCAAAGCAAAUUGAGUCAAAUCGCCGUCUCACUAUCAACCAAGGUGCGGCAACAAUCGCCUUCAUCAGCGAACAAUAGUACUCCCAAUGCCACCAUUGAGGGUAUCAAACGCUUGACAAAGCUUUUGGCCAUCUUCACCACUUCAAUUCCAGAAGUUUCGAAUGUGGUUUGGAUUAGCGUGUCUCUGAUUCAUGAGGUCCGCACCGCUUCCCUUAUCAACAUACAGCGAUCAAUCGUCAAUUCUGAGACUAGAGCUCUUUUUCUGCAAGCUAUCGAAGAUAUAUCGUCGUCGAUUCCCCAAUUCAACGACUAUGAAGAAGUAUUUCCAGACAUGGCUGAUGUGGAGACUGCCAUGAUUCAAUUCUAUUGCAAAGUCAUUGAUCUAUUUUUGGCUAUCCUGGACAGAAUUAAAGGUUGUUCUUCAUGGACCCAUCACAUUGGACUCCUGCCGGCUCCGAUCGCCAUCAAUCGUGCCCUCAAAGAUAUCGAGACACAGAAGGAAGUUGUCCAGAAGAGGGUUAUUGCAGCGAAUGCAAUCCUCCAGAACAAACGACACAAGGAAAUCCAUUUUCUCCUUUCGCAAAUGGCUAUUCAGGCGAGGCCAACAUCUCAGCUGCCGUGUCGGGACAUUCCAUACUCCGCCAACUCACAUUUUCACGGAAGACAAGAGAUUCUUGACAAGAUCAAGGCUCACCUGGUUGUUUCCAGGAAUGAGCGAUCUUCUUUCGCCAUUUCUGGUCUCGGUGGAGUAGGGAAAACCCAGAUUGCGCUGAAGUAUAUCUAUGACCACCUCGAGCAGUUUCCUGCGCUGGAGCCAGAGGAUUCACAGAAAGAUGUCGACGCAGUGACGACGGUGCUGAAGACCUGGCUUGGCGAGACUAAAGAUCACUGGCUCAUUGUAUGCGACAACGCGGACGACUUGAGUGUGCUAAAGCCCUUCUGGCCCCCGGGCAACCAAGGUUGCAUCAUUAUCACCAGUCGAGACCCAGCUUCGGCAAGGGUCGCAAGCGCUGGAAUUCACGUACCUCCUUUUUCUCCUCUGGAAGGGGAGACCUGCUUCGUUUCUCUGCUGACUAGCCGCGCUGAAGCUGGCUUCACCGAUCCACACGACCCUGCUCUGAUAAGGAGAAUUGUUAAAGAAUUAGGUUAUCUUCCGCUUGCGAUUGUCCAUGUGUCGAGCUUCAUCGUGGAACAUGACUGCACCCUGGAGGAGUUCGAAGAUUUAUAUGCAGCUUCACAACAGUCCAACCAGGGUCUUUGGGAUCUGGAAGUAUCAACUACCAAUUUGUUCUAUGAACAUUCCCUUGCCACCGUCUGGCAAGUUUCAAUCACCAGAUUAAGCACGAAUUGCCUGAAGCUUCUGCGAAUUCUAUCAUAUUUCGACCCGGAUGGAGUCCCAGAAGUACUGCUCUGGGAAGGUGCCAAGGAAAGUGAUGUAUUGAGUUUCCUCCGCCGCGGACUCCCAUAUUUCAAUGCACUACACGAGCUGAUCUCGCGGGGACUGAAUCAGUUAUUUGGUGACGCUCUUGAAGUCCUACUCGGAGCCUGGCCCGUGAAUAAUGACAAUCCUUUCAGAAUGAACGCUCUUUGGCCUCAAUGCUCGUUGUAUCUUCCACGUGUUCUUGCUCUGGAGACUCGCUGCAGGGACUCGCCAUAUAUCAAGCCUCGAGUGGGAGUUAUCCGCUUGUUUUUCUACGCAUCGUGGUACCUCUUCGAACGACGCAUGUCGGAGCUUACUUUCCCUCUUCUUCAGACAGCCCGGGGUAUUUGCGCCAGGAAUGGUGACAGCGAUCCUUUCUUCGCCAAGCUACUUACAGCCUAUGGCUGUGUGUGCUUGGAGUGCGAUCAGGUUCCACACGCUGCAGAGAAGUUCUCUCAAGUUGUGGAUUGCUACCGCAAGCGUGCAGAACCCAAUGACUGGCUGCUUGCAACGGCACUGUCUGAUCUUGGGUGUGCGCGCACCGACUUAGGGGACUACGCCCGGAGUGAGCAGCUGUUCAGCGAGGCACUGCGGGUCGCAAACGCUAUACCUGGUCCUGCUGGGAAGGAUUGGCAAGUCCAUGUCGGCCAUAAUCUAUCCAGACUGCUCAUUAUGAUGGGACGCCCAGAAGAAGCCCUGCGGCUCCAGUUCUUACAAGGGGAUGAGUUCGCCGGAGGGUUGAUACAAGAGGACAGCCAGCGGGGGGCGCUGUUCUUGUAUGGAAUUGGAAACACGUACCUGGCUCUCGCACAGAAAAAAGGCAUCGAAGGCGCUGAGGAGCGAAGGAUGGCAUUUCAGUAUCAUACUCGAACACUGAAGGUACGAACUCAAUUGUGCGGUGAUCACUACAUCACAGGCACGUCCUUACACAAGGUUGGUGUUCUCCUACAUGAAGCUGGAGACCACCAGUCGGCAGGGAACGUCCUGCAGCACGCUAUCACUAUUUUCGAUGAGUCCUUCAAUGCCGACAGGGAGCUUGCCCGAUCUCUGUUCCAUUUUUCCUUGGUGAAGUCGGAUCUGGGUGAGGCAAUGGAAGCGUCCCGCCUUCUCACUGAAGCGUGGCAAUACCAAGAGAGAAUCACGGGAACGAAAAGGAAUCCCGACAUCGAGAAAGACUAUUCUCUUUUUGAUAAGCUAGUCUUGUAUGUUCAUAACUAA
Molecule: messenger RNA, 2688 nt
Organism: Mollisia scopiformis
Lineage: Eukaryota; Fungi; Ascomycota; Leotiomycetes; Helotiales; Mollisiaceae
Exons: 7
Coding region: 1-2688 (895 amino acids)
Molecular function (GO): protein binding
Source: RefSeq, a predicted model, not a curated record